UGCCAAAACCCCUGGUCAGUGUUCUCAAUCACCACGUGUUUAGAUUCCUUUGGAACAGUGAUGCCGGCGGCUCCACAUUGCGGGCUCGGUUUCGCUACUAAGAAAUCACUUAGUCCCAACCAAGUAAUUUGUCAAGAUUUGCUUGAUUGCAUUCUUUCUCGUGUGAGGAGGUCAACCACGGUUCCCACAACCGCAUAGUUAAUUCUUGAUGUUGGUGACAGUUUUAUUUGCCCACUUUACAAUCUGAGGAGUACUGUUUGAUUCUGAAUUGAAAAAAAAGCAUAGAAUGCAAGGAAUGCAUUUGCAGGCAUAGAACAGGCGGUAGAGAGUUUCAGCAAGCGCGGAGGGUAGUCAAUAUUCCUAGCGCAUGAUUCGUCUUGUGGGUCAGUGGGAAAAAUAGCCACAGUCGUCUCGCCUAAUUCACCUCAUCCGGAAGUUUACUGAUCUGUUCCGGCAAAUUCUCUUGGGAAAGCAGUGAGUGGCGAGUUGGGUAUCAAAGGGAUUGACACGAGCGAGCAGGAGAUGGAGGGCCGUUGAUUUGUUUACACGCCAUAGCAACUUCCUGAGGGUUAGGUUUUGUCCAAGGAGGCUCAGAUGAAUGGCACAGAUCCAGUGAAUUCAUGCGAUCAACCUAGCUACUGGUUAUUACUUGACCGAUUUGUAUGGGAUUAAGUUAAUGGGGAGGAGGAUACAACACCGACAGCGAGAAUCCCGCCGUUGGGUUUUUGUUUUAAAUUAAAGCGGCAGAACAGGUCUACACGAGACGUGAAGGAUUGGAAAGUGAUUCCUGCAGGAUGCCAGAGGAGCUUGACGCCAAGGUGUGGAGUGACUUGCCAGCAGAAAUUCUUGAGCACGUGUUGAGACGGCUUCCAUUUUCUACAUUAUGCAAAUUUAGAACUGUCUGUAAACACUGGAACAAGCUGCCGACAGUGUGCGCCGAGGAGCCAUUCCUUCUCGGCAUCCCCUGCAAUUGGUCGUGGUCUGAUCGUGUGACGUGCCUCCGCUACAGCCCGAUUGCCAACAAAUGGGAUAUCAUCGACCUUUCUUUCCUCCCCGCGCUCAUGUCACCUCCUCACGUGCUGAGGAGCUAUACGCCUCAUAUUGAGCGAUUUUGCUCAGAUGGCGGCCUGUUGUGCUUGUGGGGCAAAUUAGUCGCACGUGAGAUGUUAUUAUAUCCCUUUGAUGAUGGUGAUAGUUAUGAAAUGCUUGUGUGCAAUCCCUUGACAAAGAAUUUCAGAGCUUUACCCCCAUUGAACUGCUUAUAUCAGAGUAGUAUAGACCUUGUAAUGCAGGCGGAUAGUUCUGGCAAAUACAAAAUCUUUGCAGUAGCCCUUGUGUACACUGGGGAGCGUGGCAUCAGACUGCGGCAUUACAUGUACGAGUCAGUGUCCAAUUCUUGGGAGCUGCUUCUUGACUUGAAACGAGACUGCAGUGACGUUUCAUUACUACGCUACUGCAGCAUCAUCUUCAAAGACGUUUACUACUGUGUUUCGGGAGGGGAUCGGCAGCAAUAUGAACUCCAUGCGUAUGACAUUAAACAAGAGGAUUGGGUCACUGUUGGCGUGAAGAUGAAGCUUGAUCCUAAAACCUCUCAAGUUUUCUUCGUUACCCGAGGCCCCGACUUGCUUCUGAUGGCUUGCAUUCUUGAGGGGAAGUGGCGCAUCAGCAUCACCAAAGUUGACUUGGAUAUCACCGUCGAGACAAUAGACCCACACUGUCAAAUCUCGCUUCCACCAACCUUUACUUGGAAGGGAGGGGUUGGAUUUGAAUAUCUAGACUCCAUCAUCUUGGCUUCGAAGUUGAAGGACGGAUUCAUGGGAGUCGAUCUUCUCUCUCUGUCUGCAGAUCUUCAAGAGGUGAGGUCCAUCACACCGCUGUAUGUUGUACCCACAUCAGAAAGGUACAGAUGCAUGAUCGUGGCGAAGGCUAGCUUCGACAUGCGAGCCACCGUCCACCUAGCUCCAAACGAAGACUUAGAUCUAUGGUGAUGGACACGCAUCAGCUUCUAUAGCCAGUGUGUGGCGAAGAUGCUCUAGCGGCUCAACUGGGAAUGGUGAAGAAGUAGAAUGAUAUCUAUAGAUUCUGGCAGCAUCGAGUUAUGUGAUUAUAUGAAUAAAAAAUAAUUGAAGCCUUGAAAAAUCA
Physcomitrium patens is the source of this 2142-nucleotide messenger RNA. Lineage: Eukaryota; Viridiplantae; Streptophyta; Bryopsida; Funariales; Funariaceae. The record is from RefSeq and is a predicted model, not a curated record.